Messenger RNA from Cottoperca gobio, 5616 nucleotides. It is a transcript of the gene epha10, whose product is annotated as EPH receptor A10. NCBI's taxonomy places the organism in Eukaryota, Metazoa, Chordata, Actinopteri, Perciformes, Bovichtidae. Gene Ontology annotation, molecular function: protein binding; ATP binding; transmembrane-ephrin receptor activity. Gene Ontology annotation, cellular component: dendrite; plasma membrane. The record is from RefSeq and is a predicted model, not a curated record. Gene Ontology annotation, biological process: ephrin receptor signaling pathway; protein phosphorylation; axon guidance.
GCUGCUCCUUGAUAGGUCGACCCUCCCGUACCCUCGACUCCACAUCCCACUUCAUUGCGCUCGCCGGGUGUCAAUCUCGUCUGUAAAACCCUCCCCCGAGAUAUCAAAUAAGCCGUGUGGCGCUCCAGAUCCUGCACUGUUUGUCCAGACGGCAUCCGCUCCAUUCAAACACUGAGUGCGUCUCUGCCGCCGUGCGUUGAGCGCAGACUGGAGAGAGAUGACAAGAGCCCCGCGGAACUGGCCAGACAAACAUGGAUCUCCAUAAAACGCUGAUUUCGGUGCUUUGGAUAUUAUUUCUGAACCUAGAAGAAGAUUGUCACGCCGAGGAAGUGGUCCUGCUAAAUUCUAAAGAGACUCAGGCAGAGCUGGGCUGGACGUCCUACCCCCCCAAUGGAUGGGAGGAGAUUAGUGGUGUAGAUGAGAAGUAUAAGCCUAUCCGGACGUACCAGGUGUGCAACGUGAUGGAGCCCCUGCAGCAGAACAACUGGCUGCAGACCGGCUGGGUGACGCGCCGGGGUGGCCAGCGCAUAUUCGUGGAGCUCCAGUUCACGCUGCGCGACUGCAACAGCAUCCCCGGUGUGGCGGGAACGUGCAAGGAGACCUUCAACCUCCUGUACGUCGAGUCGGACAGGGACCUCGGGGGCGUGACCCGAGAGGACCGCUACACCAAGAUCGACACCAUCGCUGCCGAUGAGAGCUUCACGCAGGGCGACCUGGGCGAGAGGAAGAUGAAGUUGAACACGGAGGUGCGUGAGAUCGGCCACCUGAACCGCAAGGGCUUCCACCUGGCUUUCCAGGACGUCGGCGCCUGCGUGGCCCUAGUGGCCGUGCGAGUGUACUACAAACGCUGCCUUGCAACUGUGCAGAACCUGGCAGUGUUCCCCGACACGGUGGCUGAGGCGGCCUUCGCCACGCUGGUAGAAGUGCGUGGCACCUGCGUCAACAACUCUGAGGUGGACGCCGACAGCCCUCCCAGGAUGCAUUGCAGCGCCGAGGGGGAAUGGCUAGUGCCCAUUGGGAAGUGCAGCUGCAGUGCCGGCUACGAGGAGGGACACAGCAGCUGUGAAGCGUGUCCCCGUGGCUCCUACAAGAUGUCCUCCAGGCAGCAGGAGUGUUUUCCCUGCCCAGCCAACAGUGUCGCAGAGGAGGAAGGAUCGGUGGUGUGUGUGUGUGAGGAGGACCACUUCAGAACCCCCCUGGACACACCGUCAGCACCAUGCACAAGGCCCCCCUCCCCGCCGAGAGACUUGGUCUACACCCUGAAGCAGUCCACGCUGAUCUUGGAGUGGGAUGCACCAUCCGACACAGGAGGCAGGGUGGACCUGACAUACAGUGUGGGUUGCCGUAGGUGUGUCGGGAGGCAGUGCGAGCCAUGCGGGGCGAGUGUAGGCUUUGUGCCGCAGCAGGUCGGCCUGACGGAAAGAACGGUGACCGUGGUCAAUCUUCUCCCCAACACCAACUGCACGUUCACCGUCGAAGCCUUGAACGGAGUGUCAGAGCUGCUGCCCAACAAGCGGUUCUACACCCAGGUCAACGUGUCUACAAGCCUGCCAGCGCCGUCUCUGAUCAGCGAGUUGCGAGCGGAAAAGAUCGAGCAGAAGAGCAUCACCUUGGUGUGGAGGCAGCCUUCCUACCCAAACAGCAGCCGCACCGAGUAUGAGGUCAAAUACUAUGAGAAGGAACAAAAGGAUCAGAGUUAUUCUACUGUGAAGACAGCCGCCACACGGAUCAGCGUCAACAACCUCAAACCUGGCACCACAUAUGUCUUCCUCAUCCGCCCUUUCUCCACGCCGGCCCCCUCCUCAUCCCUGUCCUCCUCCCCUUUGUCUGCCUCCUCGUCCUCGUCUACUUCUUCUUCAUCGUCCUCCUCAUCGUCGUCCUCCUCGUCUCCGCUGCCCAUCGACUACGGAGCUUACAGCGCUCCCCUGGAGCUGCAGACACUUGGCGAGUUGGCACUGGCGUCCAGCGAACAGAGUCCGGUGGUGAUCAUCGUCGUCGUGUCCGUGGCCGCACUCAUCAUGCUGCUGUCCAUGGGGGUUGGCCUGCUCAUCUGGAGGAGACAAUGUGGCUACAGCAAAGCUUCUCAAGAGGGAGACGAGGAACUUUACUUCCAGUUUAAGAUCCCAACACGGAGGACCUACAGUGACCCAGAGACCUGCGAGGACCUGCUGCAGGCUGUGCACGCAUUUGCCAAGGAGCUGGACAACUCGAGCAUCAAGAUAGAGAGAAUUGUGCACACAGGCGAAUUUGGGGAGGUGUGUCGCGGCUGCCUGAAGCUGCCCAGUAAGAGGGAGCUGCCGGUGGCCAUCAAGACGUUAAGGGCCGGCUGCUCCGACAAACAGCGCCGCUCCUUUCUCAGCGAGGCCGGCAUCCUGGGGCAGUUUGACCACGCCAACAUCAUCCGGCUGGAGGGUGUCAUCACCACAGGUAACACCAUGAUGAUCAUAGUGGAGAGCAUGACUAAUGGAGCUUUAGAUUCCUUCCUCAGGAAACAUGAAGGCCAGUUGAGUGUAAUGCAGCUGAUGGAUAUGCUGACAGGUGUGGCAUCGGGGAUGAAGUACCUCACCGAAAUGGGCUUCAUCCACAAACGGCUGGCCGCACACAAGGUACUGGUUAACUCCAACCUGGGCUGCAAGGUAUCCGGCUUCAGACCUCUUCAGGAGGACAAGAUAGAGGCCAUCUACACCACACUGCAUGGAGGGAAGAGUGUGGUGCUGUGGACCGCUCCGGAGGCCAUCCAGUACCACCGCUUCUCCUCGGCCUCAGAUGUCUGGAGCUUCGGCAUUGUCAUGUGGGAGGUCAUGUCCUACGGAGAGAGACCCUACUGGGAUAUGGGCAACCAGGAUGUGAUCAAGGCCAUCGAGGACGGUUUCAGGCUGCCGGCUCCAGUUAACUGCCCUCCACAUCUCCAUCAGCUGAUGCUGGACUGUUGGCAGAAGGAGAGGACAGAGAGGCCCAGCUUCAGCCAGAUCCACUCAGCCCUCAGCAAGAGCAUGCGCUCCCCCGAUGGCAUCGGUUCCUCCACAUUGGCACGCAGAACCCUGAGUUCAUCCAUUACGUUAGCAGAGAGGCCUAUACAAUCCUUCCCGUCCUUUAACUCAGUGGGGGAGUGGCUGGACGCAGUGGACAUGGGCCGAUACAAGGACAACUUCACUGCCGCAGGAUACUGCUACUUGGAGUCUGUGGCGCGAAUGACAGUACAAGACGUACUGAGCCUUGGCAUCACUUCCCUUGAGCACCAGAAGCUCAUACUGGCUGCCAUCCAGACCCUCAGAGCCCAGGUCAUCCAAAUGCAUGGCCGCGGUGUGCAGGUCUAACAAACAGUCGACACGCCUGCUCUCACCCUGCAGCUGCAGAACCACACGUGUGUGCAGACGGAUGAUGGGGUGGAGAAGAGGAGAGAGAGAGAGAGCGCUCUUCCAAGCUGAAGGAAAGAUGAGCAGAUCUUUCAGCUAGCUGCACUCUGUCUACUCCUCCUCCCCAUACGUUCUCAUGCCUUCCUCGAUUCCUUAUUUCCUUAUUUCUAUGAAUCCCCUCAGAGACGAGUUCCUGUUGCGAUUGGGGGGGUAAAGCGAGUAUGUAGGUAGAGUGAUGUCACCUGACUUUUUUUUUUUUUUGUGACCUCUAUACUUCAUAUGCUCCAUCUCACUUUUUCUGGAUCACUGCGUAAAAGACAGAUGAAGUAUCGUCUCUAGCAGGACGGGCUCUGUCUGAAGCUGAGCCGUGGGAGAGAGGGGGGGGGACACACACAGAUGUACUGCGCUGCAAACAAGACGGUUAUGGACUAGUGGUCAAAGGAGCAGUUACAUUUUGGGUGGAAUUUCCAUUUACCACAACAUUCAGUCACUUAAACAAUAUGGCCGGGAACUAUUUCACUGGCCUUGGAUCAAAUGACUCCCCUCAGAACUGCCACAGCUGAUACAGAAUCAUAUCAUUGUACGUCAGAGCUGGUAAAGGAACAUUUCUGAAGAUUUAACUUUGCUGCAGUAGCUUAAGAAGUCUGCUGUCCAAGGUCAAUUGUGAGGUUAGAAGAGGCCUCAAAAACAGGGCUAGCAUACAGCGUAGUAGUCUUAUAUAUAAAGUGUGCUGACGGGAUGAACACAGCUACAGUAGGUGAUGACAUACUGUACUUUGAGGAACGUCAACCUGCUAUUUUCUUUCUUCUUUGGGGGCAACUGAUGGUUAAACAAAAGCUGCAGGAUACAAUUGUAAAGGUCGAAAACGUGCGUUUGAUUGUUCAUUCAUUUGUUGUACGACGUUGUCCGUUUCGCUACUCUGUCAGAGUUUCUUUCUCCUCCUCUUUAUUCUCUCCAGUGGUUUUCUUUGUGCAUUUAAAACAUGCACACGACAUAAAUGUCCCUUGACCCUGCUGGAUGUCCUCUCGGUAACAUAGUCCUCCUCUCACAACCAUGUUUAAUACUGUAUAGAACACGGGCCAACUCUGGAAGAUGGCUCGUUUCAGAUAUUUAUCCAUAUUUAUUUAUGUUUACAGACUGUACCACAAACCUCUGCAGAGAAGAGGUGAAGAGGGUUUAUUUAACUUAUAGUAUUUAAAAAAAGGAAGAAAAAAAAAAGGUAAGCAAAGCAGUUGUGUUCUUGUUUUGUUUCUUUAUUAUACGACUGAGUUUAUACCUGAACAAAUGAGUUGUUUUGUACACUGGAGGGUUUUUACUGUCAGCACACAGUAUCUGUGUAUUCUACUGGAGUUUAGGUCCAUUUUCAUUGGAUUUGCUGUAUAAAUGACGGCGUGUGUGUUGCAGUAUGGAUACAGUAUUACAGAAUGUCACCGGACCUUUUUUUGCUCUCUUUGUAGCUGUUGGAUUAUUAUGUUUAAUUUUGCGUUGCUGUUUAUAUAAGGCUCAUACGACGUGGUUGCAUUUUUUUUCCCCCCAGAUAACUCCCAGAAUUCUCUGUGUACAGCGAUCUGCCCCUCGCCUUUUCUGUCCUAUUUCAAUACAGGAGACUUGAAGGAGGAAGUUUAUCGGGGCAUUAUUUGAUUAUCAUACAUUUUCACAAUAGAAGGUACGUUAAUUUUUUAACUGGAAUAUUGUAACUGGUUUGUAUUUGGUACAAAAUUAGUUUUUUUGUUAUUUAUCCUUGUACUCCCCUCUCUGUAACCGUUUUGUCAAAAAUAAAUAAACUCAUAUGUCCUUAUAGAUGUAAUCACGCACAUGUUAACAUAUCGGAAGAAACACUCUGAUGGUCCCUUUGACACACACACACACACACGCACACACACACGACUAAAAACACACACACAUGCAGUCACUGACACACAAACUGGACCUCGUCACCACGAUGAAUGAAACUCAAGUUUUUUCCCCUCUCUGUUACUGUGACCAUUAUGAUAUAUGUUUAAUACUGUAAAUAUGUAUUUGAAAAUGCUAAAUCUAUUUUUAUAAUUUGAAGAACAAUGUGUUGAAUAUAAUAUCUGCUCACUGUGUAAGGGUUUUAUUUGUUUGAAUUUAGGGCCAUAGCCAAGAAACGGUGUUUGGAAUAUAAAAUUGAAAAAAAAGUUUCUUUUUUCCGUUAGUUUUUUGAUGAUUUUUACCUGUUAGAAGAAAAUCGGAUGGCUGUUGCAAUAUUGAAACGUGUUAUUAAAAAAUCUCCAAUACA